This is a messenger RNA of Galdieria sulphuraria, 2323 nucleotides long. RefSeq names its product DNA binding / transcription factor. Gene Ontology annotation, molecular function: DNA binding. The transcript is spliced from 3 exons. NCBI's taxonomy places the organism in Eukaryota, Rhodophyta, Bangiophyceae, Galdieriales, Galdieriaceae. The coding region runs from base 4 to 1743 and encodes 579 amino acids. The record is from RefSeq and is a predicted model, not a curated record.
UUCAUGGCUAUCUAUUGUUCUCAGAUAUAUCAAACCAAACCCAACUUGGAAAGGAACCUUACAUAUGAUAUUAUUGCCUAUUAUGUGGAACUAGGUAACCAGUGGCCACCUUCCGUGGACAAGGAUAUCCCACAAAAAGUAAGUUUUGUACCCAUAGAGAAGUUUCUUCCCGACUUUUUUGUGGAGGUGUAUAUCUUUCAUGGUGGUUAUGAAUGUGUUACUAUAUAUGAGAGAUGGAACGAUAUUCGAAAGAAAUUCGCUCUCUACCAAUCUCCAUAUACUUGUCCACGAUAUCUACAACGUAUCUAUCAUGAAAUUUUGUUGCCUUAUGAAAGACAACGAAAAACUUUGGAACAGUCACCACCUUCCGAGUUGAGAACGGGUUCCAUAUCAGAAAUAGCAUCUUCAUUGUUAGGCUACACUUUGAAACUGGUAACCCAUUCUCAAAAAGAGAAUGUUUGUUGGAAAUGGGGAACUAUAGUUAGUUAUCAUAUGGAAAAGAAACUCCAUCAAGUCAUAUUAGAUGAUGGAAGGAAUAUUCUUCUCAACCUGGAACAAGUCCAUUGGCAACUGGGCGCGUGGAAUCCUUAUGCAACUAUGGUUGAUGAAAUAGCAAAGUGUUGUUUUACUCAUCAUCCCAGUUCUCUAAAAACUUUUCAAAGAUCUAACCAAUCAUUCCGUUUGGUGACACCUACUAUGGAUAAAGAAGAAACGCUGCAUCAAGAGGGUCAAGUUAUUUCCAUCCUGGCCACAGGAGCUUUGCAUUCAGUUGAAGAAAAAUCCGAGUUAGAAUAUGAUGAUUCCAGCAGUUGUUGGGAAGAGUCCUCGUUGAAUAAAGUUAUUUAUCCCGAGUUGGAUAGGAAGCCAACGGAACUGCAACGUUUUGAUAUCGUUCGAUGUCCAUGUGGUUGGCAAGUUGAUACAGGCGAUAUGGUAGAAUGUUCCGUUUGUAAGACUUGGUCACAUAAAUAUUGCAUUGGAGUGAACCCACACGAAUGGGAUAAGUUGAUGGAAAGUGAUUACAAAUGCUUCAUGUGUCAUCCCAGUGGAGUAAAAAAAGGUAGUUUGGCUCAUGAAGUAUUGAAAGCCAUUCAGUCUGUAGUUUCUCAAGAACAAUGGUCAGAACAUAUACAUUCUGUUCGCCAAUUAGAAUGGACAGGUCUUUUAUCUUCUUUAGACCGAGAUGCCUAUGAAGCCAUGGAUGAUACUGGAAUGGGAGACUAUCAUCCUGUAUUUGGAGAGAACCCUCAAGUUGUUUCCACUAUGCAUCAGAGUCAAUGGACUCCGAAACUUUUAUGGAAAACAAAAAAGAAGAAUGGCAGAGAACGAUGUUUUCGUAGAGACUCGAGACCAGCGGCUCCUCCAUUUGUUCGAGUUUCAGAGAAAGAGAAAAAGUUUUUGGAUAAGUUACGUUCUUUUUGGGAGUCCUGUUCACAACCUUUGGAAGUCAUUCCCAUGUUUCGAGGUAAACCUUUUGAUUUUUAUGCACUUUAUGAAGGUGUGAAGCGAAGAGGAGGAUUUAAGAAAGUAGUAGAAAACAAACAAUGGCCAGAGAUAUGGAAGACAAUGAGGAAUUAUUAUAAGGAAUCUACUGAUCAUUCCUAUCAAUUGAAGCGCUAUUUUGAAAAAUAUUUGAGGAGAUUUAUGGAAGAAUAUCCAAUAGAUGAAGAAGAUGAAGUGGAAGAAACUGCAGAGACGAGCAUUCAUAUGGCGGAAAAUAUGGAACAAUCCGAAAAGGAAUAAACUUUUGAGGGUUUCAACAACAAACUUGGAGAUGAUUGAUCACGAACCAACGAAAUGGAGAGAAACAAAGAAACACAAGAAAUAGGAACCCAUGGUUAUCCAUCUAAGAUGGUCGAUAUACUUAUUUUCUGAAACUCCACAGCAUAAGGAUAUUUGGUAGAGUUAAUAAUCGUGUCCACUUUUCAUUACAAGUACUACUCAGAUAUCUACUCCAGUACAAGAGGCUCCAGUUGAACCGUGGAUACAUAGCUGAAUAGUCAGGCUAGAAGGUUGCUUUUUAGAGGAACGAACUGUAAUAUAGAGACUAUAGGUCCUAAAGGAGGUUGGUUAAUUACGAAACAGUUUGUAUUGGAAGUUUAGUAGUAAGAGAUAAUGGAAGUUGAACAGUUCACGUCACUAUAUAAAGUAACCUGAGUUGUUGAUUUGGCCUUGCUUUGAACGAUAGUUAAUACAGCUAGUAAACAUAUAGUAACUAGCUGCACACUCAUUUCUUUCAAUCAAGAUUUAGAAAAGUCAAUUAGUAUGAAAGGUGAAAACGAUAGCUAUUCUGUCGCUUCAUAAGGGAAUCGUCCAUUCAUCA